ACCGCGUGAUAGCUCGUGACUUGUAUCGAUUUUCUCGGCUUUGUCGUAGUGUUUUUUAACAUUAUGACGACAAUCCUAUAAACGACAGUUAGCUACACCUUAUCUUAAUUUUUUGAGGUGGCACAAAAAAGAGUAAAGUUGGAAUAAAUAUUUUUAAUAACUAAACAUAGUUCAAGGUUUUUCAUAAACAAAGUUUUGUGAAUCAUCAAAAAAAAAAAAUGGGCUCACUUUUUCGCAGUGAGGAGAUGACCUUGUGUCAAUUAUUUCUUCAAAGUGAAGCAGCCUAUGCUUGUGUUUCUGAACUUGGAGAACUUGGACUUGUACAAUUUAGAGAUUUAAAUCCUGAUGUUAAUGCAUUUCAACGUAAAUUUGUUAAUGAAGUACGUCGUUGUGAUGAGAUGGAACGUAAAUUACGUUAUUUGGAAAAAGAAAUUAAAAAAGAUGAAAUUCCAAUGCUUGAUACAGGAGAAAAUCCUGAAGCACCACAACCUCGUGAAAUGAUUGAUCUUGAAGCAACUUUUGAGAAACUUGAAAAUGAAUUACGUGAAGUUAAUCAAAAUGCUGAAGCUCUUAAACGAAAUUUUUUAGAGCUAACUGAGCUUAAACAUAUUUUAAGAAAAACCCAAGUUUUCUUCGACGAGCACAUGUAUUCUGAAGAAGACAUAGCUGUUGUAGGAGCGCAAUAUCGGAGUCCCCUCAGUUUCGUUGCUGGUGUUAUUCUACGAGAGAGAAUUCCAGCAUUUGAGCGAAUGUUAUGGCGAGCAUGCAGAGGAAAUGUUUAUCAAAGCUAAAUGGCAUCAUAAGUAUCAUAAAUUUAUUUUAAAUUUCAGGGUGAUAAUGUAUUUAAAUCUGUCUUCAUAAUAUUUUUCCAAGGAGAUCAAUUAAAAACACGUGUUAAAAAAAUAUGUGAAGGUUUUCGUGCAACUUUAUAUCCAUGUCCUGAGGCACCUGCUGAUAGACGUGAAAUGGCUAUGGGUGUAAUGACUCGUAUUGAAGAUUUAAAUACUGUUUUGGGACAAACUCAAGAUCAUCGUCAUCGUGUUUUAGUUGCUGCAGCAAAAAAUAUUAAAAAUUGGUUUAUUAAAGUUCGCAAAAUAAAAGCAAUUUAUCAUACAUUAAAUCUUUUUAAUUUGGAUGUUACACAAAAGUGUCUAAUUGCUGAAUGCUGGGUACCAGUACUUGAUAUUGAAACUAUUCAACUUGCUCUACGUCGUGGAACAGAACGAAGUGGAAGUUCAGUACCUCCAAUAUUAAAUAGAAUGGAAACUUUUGAAGAUCCUCCAACGUACAAUCGAACAAAUAAAUUUACAAAAGGUUUUCAAACAUUGAUUGAUGCUUAUGGUGUUGCUUCAUAUCGUGAAAUGAAUCCAGCACCAUACACAAUAAUAACAUUUCCAUUUUUAUUUGCUGUUAUGUUUGGUGACACAGGACAUGGUUUGUUAAUGUUUAUAUUUGGUGCUUGGAUGGUAUUAAAAGAAAAACCACUUGCUGCAAAAAAAUCUGAUAAUGAAAUAUGGAAUAUUUUCUUUGGAGGACGUUAUAUUAUAUUUUUAAUGGGUUUAUUUUCAAUGUACACGGGUCUUAUUUACAAUGACAUAUUCUCAAAGUCAUUGAAUAUAUUUGGCUCAAAAUGGCAUAAUAAUUAUCCUUUGAAGAACCUUACAGAAUCACAUUUUUUGGCUCUAGAUCCAGUUUAUGCUUAUGAUAAAUCACCAUAUGCAAUUGGUGUGGAUCCAGUAUGGCAAAUAUCACAAAAUAAAAUUAUAUUUCUUAAUUCUUAUAAAAUGAAAAUAUCCAUUAUUUUUGGAGUUGUUCAUAUGUUAUUUGGUAUUUUUGUUGGUCUAUGGAAUCAUCUUUACUUCAAAAAACGAAUCAAUAUUAUUUGUGAAUUUAUACCUCAAGUAAUAUUCUUAACAUUUUUAUUUGUCUACAUGACAUUACUUAUGUUGAUUAAAUGGAUUAAAUAUGGACCUGGUAAUCCAGAAAAAUCAGGACCAUAUUGUGCACCAUCUGUUCUUAUUACAUUUAUCAAUAUGAUUUUAUGUAAAGAUGGAACAUAUCCAGCAGUUUGUGGUAGUGAAUUUAUGUUUCCUGGACAAUAUUAUCUUCAAAAAUUAUUACUUGUAUUGGCUCUUUUGACUAUUCCAUGGAUGCUUUUUGCUAAACCUGUUAUGCUUAUCAAGGAAAGAAAAAGCAAACAUAUGCAAUUAAAUAAUCAUGGUACUGAAAAUGGAGAUGCUGAAGUAGGAGCUGGAACAAUUAUUCAAAAUCCUUUGGCACCAAAAGAAGAAGAAGAAGAAGAAGAAUUAAGUGAUUUAUUUAUUAAUCAAGCAAUUCAUACUAUUGAAUAUGUUCUUGGAAGUGUAUCACAUACUGCUUCAUAUUUACGUCUUUGGGCUUUAUCUCUUGCUCAUGCUCAAUUAUCUGAAGUUUUGUGGAACAUGGUGAUGAGACAAGGCUUUGGUCGUGAAGGAUCCUCCGGUGGAAUAAUGCUCUUUUUCACAUUUGGAUUUUGGGCAACUCUUACAGUUGGUAUUCUCGUUCUUAUGGAGGGACUUUCAGCAUUUCUUCAUACUUUACGUCUUCACUGGGUUGAAUUUCAAAGUAAAUUUUAUUCUGGUACGGGGUAUAGUUUUACUCCUUUCUCCUUUGAAAUAAUUUUGGAAACAGCUCAAACAACUCCUGAGGAAUAAAUUUCAACAACUACUUAUGACAAAUAUAUCAUAUUAAAUGGAACUUAAAUAAAUUAAUAAAUAAAUAAUAAUUUUGCUUCUCUAGUUGUUAGCUUACUCAAUUGUUAAUGAGUAAAAAAAAAAUAUAAAAUAAAAUUAACUAUUUGUGAUUCUGAUAAUAACGAGUUCUGAUAAUUAAUGUUUUUUUUUUCUAAAUUCAUUUGCUUUUAGAAUCAAUUUUUGAAAACACUAAUAUAUUAUUAUGUAUCGACUUGUAUUUGUGUUAAUAUAUAAUAUAUAUACUCUCUUGUAAAAGCCGUACUCCUGUAAAAGAUUACAUAAAUGGUUUUAGAUCUGUUAUUGUUGUUGCUCUCGGUGUACAUGUAUAUCCGUAAAAUAUACUAUUAUGACACUAUUGACAUUAUUGACGAUUCAAAACUUAAUAAUACAAAAUUUAUGAAUCAUGAAUAAAAAUUAAAUUAAAUGUAAAACUAUAUAAUUUGUAUUUAACUGUUAUUUUCAUUAUGUUUAUACUCUUGAAUCAACUUUGUCUUCAUAGAGUUAUAAUAUAAAAAUUGUAAUAA
This is a messenger RNA of Aphidius gifuensis, 3256 nucleotides long. It is a transcript of the gene Vha100-1, whose product is annotated as V-type proton ATPase 116 kDa subunit a1. Lineage: Eukaryota; Metazoa; Arthropoda; Insecta; Hymenoptera; Braconidae. Gene Ontology annotation, cellular component: vacuolar proton-transporting V-type ATPase, V0 domain; plasma membrane; vacuolar proton-transporting V-type ATPase complex. The record is from RefSeq and is a predicted model, not a curated record. The transcript is spliced from 9 exons. Gene Ontology annotation, molecular function: proton-transporting ATPase activity, rotational mechanism; ATPase binding. Gene Ontology annotation, biological process: proton transmembrane transport; vacuolar acidification.